GAGUAUUGUUAUCUUGCUGAUAUCGUCGGCUACAGUUUAAAAGCAAAUCAAAUUGUGUGAUCCACCUUUUCGCUUGUAAACUGAAGGAGAGUGAAGUUUAAAAAAAAUGGGCUUUAUUGAAACCGUUCUUCAAAUUCUCGGUCUCGUUACUACCACUACUAUAAUUUACUCGCCAUCUACUGAUGUUUCUUCCAAUUUGAAACUUUUAAAUACCACGACUUCUCCUGAAUUUUUAUCUACGACGUACGCAAUAUUAAACGUUACUAGAGUAAAUAAUACAGACUUGAAUAAUUCGACGAACUUUCUUGACGUUUCAACCACUUUACAUCAGGGCAAUUCUUUUAAACCUACCGUUACUACAAAAAUUGAUCAAAGUAAGAAGCCCACAGCAUCUUCGGGCGGAACCACAGGGACCGGGAAGCCCACAGCAUCUUCGAGCGGAACCACAGGGACCGGGAAGCCCACAGCAUCUUCGAGCGGAACCACAGGGUCCGGGAAGCCCACAGCAUCUUCGAGCGGAACCACAGGGUCCGGGAAGCCCACAGCAUCUUCGAGCGGAACCACAGGGUCCGGGAAGCCCACAGCAUCUUCGAGCGGAACCACAGGGACCGGGAAGCCCACAGCAUCUUCGAGCGGAACCACAGGGACCGGGAAGCCCACAGCAUCUUCGAGCGGAACCACAGGGUCCGGGAAGUCCACAGCAUCUUCGAGCGGAACCACAGGGUCCGGGAAGUCCACAGCAUCUUCGAGCGGAACCACAGGGACCGGGAAGUCCACAGCAUCUUCGAGCGGAACCACAGGGACCGGGAAGCCCACAGCAUCUUCGAGCGGAACCACAGGGACCGGGAAGCCCACAGCAUCUUCGGGCGGAACAGAACCUACUCCCACUGAUGCACCUAAAAAAUUAAGCCGUGGAGCUGUUGCUGGUAUUGUAAUAGGUGUUUUAGUGAUUGUAGCCAUUUUGAUUGCAGUAGCAGUCAUCUUCAUAAAGAGAAGAUCUCAAAGCGAAGACAGACGCCCUUUAACAGCGUAGCACGAUAUGAAAUAGAAAUGA
Molecule: messenger RNA, 1054 nt
Organism: Centruroides sculpturatus (bark scorpion)
Lineage: Eukaryota; Metazoa; Arthropoda; Arachnida; Scorpiones; Buthidae
Product: apomucin-like
Exons: 2
Coding region: 107-1033 (308 amino acids)
Source: RefSeq, a predicted model, not a curated record